AUGCUCCCUUCUGAAUUAAUUCAUUACUCACCUCCGCCUCCUGACGAACCUUCUAGAAAGAAACCAUUCCUGCCUCCCAUACUCACACCUCCACUGCGUGUUUCUCCAGCUCUUUCUGGUAUUCCUGAAGACUAUUCUGUUAUUGGCUAUCUCCUUUUAAGCUGUGAAUGUGAUAUGUCACCAUUUCCGGUGGAGCAGAGUGGCGGUGAUUUGCAGAGGUCUGUUCCGACACCAUUUUUGACGAAAACGUAUCAAUUGGUGGACGAUCCGAGCACCGAUGAGAUGAUCUCUUGGAAUGAAGAUGGAACAACGUUCAUAGUAUGGCGGGCAGCUGAAUUCGCACGAGAUUUUCUCCCCAAAUAUUUCAAGCACAACAAUUUCUCCAGCUUCGUUCGUCAACUCAACACUUACGGAUUUAGGAAAGUAGUACCGGAUAGAUGGGAAUUUGCAAAUGAAUGCUUCAGAAGAGGCCAAAAAGAACUAUUAAGAGACAUUCAGCGCCGGAAAAUCUCAACUGCGGCAGCCACAACAUCGAUCACAGCCAACGUCCAGGCGGCGACGGGGGCAGUUCCGUCGGCUUCUGUUGUAGCACUCUCUCCGGAAAACUCUGGUGACGAGCAGAUUCUUUCAUCAAACUCAUCGCCGGCCGCCACCGUCACUCCGGCGAUUCCGUUGCGGACUUACACAACUGGAACGGAGCUUCUGGAGGAAAAUGGGAGAUUGAGAAAGGAGAAUUCACAGUUGAGCCAAGAAUUAAACAAAUUGAGGAGCUUGUGCAGCAAUAUAUAUAAUUUGAUGUCGAAUUAUGGGGAAACUCGUGGGGAUAAGUUUUCAAUAUCGUUGCCGGAGGGAAAAGCAUUGAAUUUGAUGCAGGAAACGCAGGUCAGAGUGGAGGACGACGGCGGACCGAAAUCCACGGCGGCAGUUAUGGCUGUGGAUGCAAAAGAAGAUAUUACUCCAAGGCUUUUUGGGGUUUCAAUUGGGGUGAAACGAGCAAGGAGUGAAGACGACGUGGCAGAAGAUCAGGUCCGUAAGUGUGAAUUUGAUGUGAAAUUGGAGCCGUCAGAUCCUAGCACAAGUAAAUAUCAGGACCGUUGGCUGGAUAAAUUAUGA
Messenger RNA from Fraxinus pennsylvanica, 1113 nucleotides. The record is from the annotation of a GenBank genome assembly. Lineage: Eukaryota; Viridiplantae; Streptophyta; Magnoliopsida; Lamiales; Oleaceae.